Messenger RNA from Anopheles coluzzii, 4310 nucleotides. RefSeq names its product probable protein phosphatase 2C T23F11.1. Gene Ontology annotation, molecular function: cation binding; protein serine/threonine phosphatase activity. The transcript is spliced from 2 exons. NCBI's taxonomy places the organism in Eukaryota, Metazoa, Arthropoda, Insecta, Diptera, Culicidae. Gene Ontology annotation, biological process: protein dephosphorylation. The record is from RefSeq and is a predicted model, not a curated record. The coding region runs from base 759 to 2120 and encodes 453 amino acids.
GCAGUGGUUUGAUUGAGGAUUGAAUUAUCGUUGCCAUUAAACGAACGAUCCGGCGAACCCGCUGGCUCAAUGGGGGGAAAGUGCUCUGUUGAUACCCUCAAGGAACACAAGAAAACAGUAGCGUUAGCGUUACAAACACAAAAACAAGAAACAAAAAAUAAACAAUCACCAACACCGGUUACGAAAAAGUGGACCGAUUUGUUAACAUUCAUUAGCAAUAUUGCACUGUUGUUUUAACAUGUUAUUGAUGGUACUCAUCUUGCUUUUUCUUUCUUUCCUUUUCAAACAGAAUCUUAACGAAGGGGUAGCUUAACCCAACACAACUGCAGUGCACUACAUCAUCGGCAACAACUCUAGUUUGUACUACUACCAUCGACAUCGUCACGGUCAAUCUUCAUCAUCGGCGGACAUAAUCGUACGUGCAUCACGUGUUUACAUUAGCACAACCCAGACAAGAGAGAGAGAAAAAAAAACAACCCUUGAAGCAGGAUCAUAUCUCUGAUUUGGAAUGCAACGAACUCACAUACGUUGAUGAUUGAUUAUCUGUCGUCGUCGUCUACCUGUCCAAAGCCUUCAGUCUGACAAAGAAACUUGCAGCCACGCAGCUUUCUGUGGCGGUUUUCCCCGUACGCCGUUGUCGCCAUCGGUUGACCCCGUGUACAAAUUGUGCACAAGAGUAUAGGAGAGCUUUUUGGGCGUUGAAAAGGAAUAUUUAACUCAAGUUUGACAACCACACAAACACCCCCCACAGUACCAACAUGGGACAGUCACUGUCGGAGCCGGAAACCUCCAAGCAGUCGGCAUUUUGCCAGAACGACUACUACAAGGUCGGCUCGAGCUGCAUGCAGGGCUGGCGGAUGCACAUGGAGGACUCGCACACGCACAUACUCUCCCUGCCCGACGAUCCCGGGACGUCCUUCUUUGCCGUGUACGACGGGCACGGGGGCGCCAAGGUGGCCGAGUACGCGGGCAAGCAUCUGCACAAGUACGUAACCCGCCGGCCAGAGUACGGGAACGACGUGAAGCAUGCGCUGCAGCAGGGAUUUCUCGACCUGGACGAAGCGAUGCUGAACAACGAAGCGCUGCGCGAACAGAUGUCCGGCUCGACGGCGGUGGUCGUGCUGAUCAAGGACAACCGGCUGUACUGCGCAAAUGCGGGCGAUUCGCGUGCGAUCGCCUGCGUCGACGGGCGGCUGGAUGUGCUGUCGUUCGACCACAAACCGACGAACGAAAAGGAGCGGGAGCGGAUAAGCAGCGCGGGCGGAUACGUAGAGUACAACCGGGUCAAUGGCUACCUGGCCCUGUCGCGUGCGCUCGGCGACUUUGGGCUGAAGCGCAACAAGCAGAUCGAGGCGAAGGAGCAGAUGGUGACCGCGUACCCGGACGUGGAGGAGCGGGAGGUGUCGGAGGGCUGGGACUUUCUGGUGAUUGCUUGCGACGGCAUCUGGGACGUGCUGUCCAGCCAGGCGGUGCUCGAGUUCGUGCAGGAGGAAAUUGCUCAAGGCAUCUAUCCGCAGCAGAUCUGCGAGAAUCUGAUGAUGCGCUGCCUGGCGCCCGACUGCCAGAUGGGCGGCAUCGGGGGCGACAACAUGACGGUGAUUGUGGUGUGCUUUCUGCACGGCCAGCCAUACGAGGAGCUGGUCAAUCGGUGCAAGGAAGCGGUCUCUAAGCGACAGGAGCAGCGGAGGAAGCGCCGCAGCCAUUCGAACCGAUCGCACGAAGGGCCGGUAGGGGAGGAGGAUCCGGAGCACCAGCAGGACACGCCCAGAAGCCACAGCUCGGCCACGCUAGCGUCGGAGGAAGGGACGAGCCCCCGGCGGGGAAAGCCAGGCAAUGGCCGGCUGGAGGAUGAUUCGUCCGGCAGCGAAAGUGAACGGUCGGAGGAUGUGCACACGCCUGCGCUGGUAGUGGAGCCGCCCGGUGCCAGUGAGAAUGGGAGUGAUGGGGCGGCGCGGGACGACGCACCCAGCAAUGGUGGCGAACUACCGGCGCCGGUGAAGCCGUCGUCGUCAUCCUCCGCACCCGAAAAAGCGCGCGACACAAAGAACAAACAGACGGACCAAUCGGACAGUAAUAACGAAAGUGCAGAAGAAAGCAGCGAAGAGAUGGAUCUGAAGUAGGCUGCGACAGCUGCGAGUUGAGUGUGUGUGUGUGGGAGAGUGAGCUGUAUGCAGCGCUAACCGUGAAGCACGCUGAAGCCGCCGUGAACGGGAUGUGAACUUAUUUGCGUUGUAUUCAGUUUUAACACACACACACACGGGAGUGUCCGGAUUUUUCAUAGUGGUGGUAACAUUUUCUCUUCGUACAUCUUGCGUUAAUGCGUAAUGUAACCAAAAAAGGAAAAAACUCGGUGUUGUUUUUUUUGGUUCCGCGUGAAAGUACGACUCCCGACCGUAGUAAUGCGACUAUGUUGAGUCUAGUUUUAAUGGUGUUAGUUUAAACUAUUUUAUAUCCCACUGAACACUGUUUUAGAGGGACACAGAGAGACAAAGAGAGAGAGAGAUAAAGGAACGAAGACGUUGGAAAACUCUUGUCAUAGGGAUACAAAUACUAGCAGUCUGUAGGUUUCGGUUUUAAUUCUGCUACCUUUACUUCGGUGAACUUUUUACUUUUACAAUUUUACCGUUUAGAAACAGCGCUUUACUGUUUUGUUUUUAAUGGUCUGUAAUCUGCAAAAGACGAUCAUUGUUUUUCGUACUGCAUUCUUAGAAAAGGUUCGUUCAGUUCAGUUUUAGGCAAAUUUGAUCUAGCUUUCGAUUUCGUUCGAAACGACUAUAGAACAAACGUUGGAGCGAUAUUAGUGCAAAAUGGAGAUUAUACAUUAACUACGCUUACAAAAAAUCAAACAAUGUAACAAGAAACUAAAACCCAGGAUCAAAUUAUGGGCGUGUUGCGAAGGGAAAUAGGCACGCACGUGACGGCGCAGGGACGGGCCCGGGCGGUCUAUUUAAGACAGGUCUAUCCUACAAAACAGGUCCCCCCAGUCCCUCCUUUGCGUUAAACUACCAAAGUGGUGCGCGCAGCAGUAGCGUUGAUAAUAUAGCUUGAUAACUCUGAUACGCUUUUUUUAGUCAAACAUACAAAACUAUACUGAGCGAAGCACUAAAUCAUCCUAGCAUCAUCCUUGCCUUUCUAACCAUAUUCGAGGGCCGGUAGGCAGACUAACUAAACGACUAAUCUAGAGAGAGGGAGAGAGAGAGGGAGAAACACAUGUUAUAAGUUACUGUGGCUACACAAUCGCUCAUGGCCACUACUAUUGCACUGAGUUUGCUGGUACGCGAUCAUCCGCCAGCCAGUUAUAAGCCGGGGCUUGGCUGUUCCUGUACAUAGGCUAAACGUGUGUGCGUGUUUUUUUUUUUGUACAAAACAGAAAACCCUACAAACAAACCAACUUUUCUAAAGCAACUAAUGUAGCGUCUAAGCGACAGCAACAACAGCUCUAACUGAAACCACAGCAGUGUACUCUACUGCACCAUCCUGCAGGUCCUGCCUUUCCGUGGACCGUCAGUCGGGGAUGGGAACUAGGUUAGGAACUUACGUACCAGUGCUUCCACGCGGCUCUGUCUAGCAAAACGUGACCGUACAGACACACACACAGACACACACACACAGACACAGACACAAACAUACAUACACACUCCGGGAUGAGCAGGUGUGUCCCGAAAGAUUUCUCGUUUCGCGACAAACGAUACUACAUUGACGACAGUGUGCUAUUCCGUUGUUCUUCUGGCCUAAAGAGGACGCCGUCGAUCUCAAACCAAAGAAGACUCGACAGGGAGCAACAAAACCAAACGAAACUAGUAGAACCAUACCCAUCGGGGGCCACGGAGAAUUGUGGGAGGGGGUAAGAUCCUCACUGUACUCCUCUCCCGUUAUCUCCAACCUCGAUACCGCGUGUAAGUGCUGCCACGGUGCAACGGUCCACUUUGGCAAAGUGGGCGGCAAAAGGGGCAGAAAGUAUAUCAUUAAUCGAUUCGAUGGGAUGAAGUGCAUACGAACUGACGGUAACAGCAUCGACACACACACACACACAGUUCUACAUUGUACACAACUCUAUCCUAAACUCGUCGAUGGGAUAAAUAUAUAUCUAUUUAUAUUUUCUAUUGCAAAGUCAAAGCUGGUAGCAAAACAAAAAAGACAAUGAGUGCGUGUGUGAGACAGAGGAGGAGGAGAGGAGCGCAGGCAAGAAAUUGGUCCGUUGGUCCGAAAUGUAAGGGGUUAGUGUAGUCUGACCAGUUUUAUUAUCCAGUUGAUUUGCACUGUGAAACGGAAACGGAUCCUAAAAUACAUUUCAUAUGCUAAAACUGUGA